ACUUACCUUAUAUCUCAAUUAGAUUUGGAGAGAGAAAGUGUGAUAGGGUUUUGUCCGAAUCUCAAACAGAGAAGAGAAGGAGAUCAUGGUUCUCAAACCUUGCGCAGUUGCCUCAGCGACAGACAGAGGUUCGAGCAACUUGGAGGAGGAUUCGAUGGAAGCAUCUUCAGUGAUUCUCAAACCUUUCGCAGCCGUAACGGCGAGGGAAGGGUGUUCGAGCGAGUUGGAGAGGGAGGCCAUGGAGGUUUCAUCGGCCGUUGACGAUUCGUGCCAGAGAAAGCGUAAGGCCGAGCUCGAUCCAGAGGAAGAGGGCGAUGGUGAGAUUGAAGAAGGCAGAAUUGAGGAGAGCGAGGAUGAUGAUGACAAAGAUCCCUUAGCGGUGCCAGAGUGGGAUGUGGACAGCUUCGAUGGUGUGGUGUAUACUUCCUCUUCGGAGCCUGAUCGUGAAAACAUGGAGAAAGCUAUCAACGACUAUCGCAUCUGUAAAAAAAAGCUCAUCGCCAGCAAGGGUUUCAUGGUGGAUCCAUCGCUUAGGCCACAUUAUUUGUACAAAAGAAUCUUCCCGUUAAAUUUUAACGACAGUGGAUUCAACCGAAACUACUGUGAAAAGAUGGUCUCUGUAUGUCUUGAGAGGCAUAACCAAGACAAUGGUUCGAAUGUGGAGUUUGUUGAGGUGGUGAGAGCUAACUAUCGAGGGGGUCCGAGACCCAAGUCAUACAUUACAUUCAUGGCCAGGGAGAAACCGGAUGGACCGCUUGUUGAGUAUCAAGCCAAAGGUAUGGCUACUCUUGACAGAAAGAAGCAUCCCAUCCUCUGUAGACCGGCUCCUACGCCAAUACCGCAAAACCAAAACUAAUUAAGUUAGAAGGUGGACUUGGCAAAAGGGCAAUCAUCAGAAGUCAGAUACAAUCCCUAGUGGUUGUAACAUUUUAACUUUAGCUUUUUGUUUUAUAAUGUCUCUCGUGACCAUGUUCUCUAGAACUCAACAACUAUGUAAUUGAUUGAAUAUUUUUGGAGUACCAUUUUUUUUGUAACACUUUGGAGUGCCAUCUUAUUUAUUAUUUAAUAGUAGGACUAUGAAGCGGUUUCACU
Molecule: messenger RNA, 1092 nt
Organism: Raphanus sativus (radish)
Lineage: Eukaryota; Viridiplantae; Streptophyta; Magnoliopsida; Brassicales; Brassicaceae
Exons: 4
Coding region: 86-856 (256 amino acids)
Source: RefSeq, a predicted model, not a curated record